AUGGUCGGAAGGAGCCAGGCUGACAGCCCUCCGCCGGUAGGUGCGCGCUUACUGGCCUUAGCGAGGGUGGACAGCGGCAGUUCAUUCCGCCGUGCGUCAACCGAUCUUUCCUGUAUCCGCCACAACCCUAGAGACAACCAGUGCAGCUCCACCCUCAGCAAGCACAUCAAAGCCCCGAUCCAUCUCGUUUGGUCUUUGGUGAGGAGAUUCGAUCAGCCGCAGAAGUACAAGCCUUUUGUGAGUAGGUGCGUUGUUCAGGGGGACCUCGAGAUUGGGAGUGUGAGAGAGGUGAAUGUUAAGUCUGGCUUGCCGGCGACUACGAGCACCGAAAGAUUGGAGCUUUUGGAUGAUAAUGAGCAUAUUCUUAGUAUCAAGAUCGUUGGUGGAGAUCACAGGCUCAAGAACUAUUCAUCAAUCAUAACCUUACACCCCGAAUGCAUUGAUGGGCGACCAGGCACGCUGGUGAUCGAAUCGUUCGUGGUGGAUGUCCCCGAUGGCAACACCAAGGACGAGACGUGCUUCUUCGUCGAAGCCCUCAUCAAAUGCAACCUCAAGUCUCUCGCCGACGUAUCAGAGCGCCUCGCUGUCCAAGACCGAACUGAGCCAAUCGACCGAUAAUGGCACAAUUGUUCAGAUACUUGUAAUACCCAAAACCCCUUUCUAGGGUUUCUGGCUACUACAAUGAGUUUUAGCUUCUUCCCAUGCUUUUAUUUGCUCGCCUAUUUCAGGAAAUGGUUGAUCAUGGGCUUCGUUUUUUUUCUUUUCAUUUCGUCGAGUGCCUUGCUAGUCAAUCCUAUUCUCUAUAGACAGGCUUCUUCACUCUUUCUAUGAUAUUUGUGUGUAAAUACCUAAUUUUAUCAAAGAGUUGAUACAGGAGAGAUAAGGUUCUUCCGUGCGAUUUGCUUUUGAUUUGUUGAUGCAUUUGUUGUAUAUGUAUAUAUUAAUUUGACCAUCAUUUCU
Asparagus officinalis (garden asparagus) is the source of this 960-nucleotide messenger RNA. RefSeq names its product abscisic acid receptor PYL8-like. Gene Ontology annotation, molecular function: abscisic acid binding; signaling receptor activity; protein phosphatase inhibitor activity. Gene Ontology annotation, cellular component: nucleus; cytoplasm. Gene Ontology annotation, biological process: abscisic acid-activated signaling pathway. NCBI's taxonomy places the organism in Eukaryota, Viridiplantae, Streptophyta, Magnoliopsida, Asparagales, Asparagaceae. The record is from RefSeq and is a predicted model, not a curated record. The transcript has 4 exons. The coding region runs from base 1 to 618 and encodes 205 amino acids.